Messenger RNA from Mugil cephalus (flathead mullet), 3264 nucleotides. It is a transcript of the gene rab6ba, whose product is annotated as RAB6B, member RAS oncogene family a. The transcript has 8 exons. The coding region runs from base 250 to 897 and encodes 215 amino acids. Gene Ontology annotation, molecular function: GTPase activity; GTP binding. The record is from RefSeq and is a predicted model, not a curated record. NCBI's taxonomy places the organism in Eukaryota, Metazoa, Chordata, Actinopteri, Mugiliformes, Mugilidae.
AAGAAAAAAAAAAAAACACCCAAAGCGUCACGGACCGGUGCAGCAGCAGAGUGCUCCCAUCACGGAGAGACAGACAGAGAGAGAGAGAGAGAGAGAGAGAGAGAGAGAGGCUGAACGGGAAGCAGACCGCCGCCUUCACCAUCCCGCAUCUUCAACAACCAGCACCGAACUCGAGUGGGAACGCACCAAGUACAACCAGACUGUCCUCCGCUGUCCGUAGUAGUCCCCCCUCUUCCUCCUCAAAAAAAAAUGUCCGUGGGCAGUGACUUUGGGAACCCUUUAAGAAAAUUCAAACUCGUCUUUCUGGGGGAGCAGAGUGUUGGAAAGACGUCUCUGAUCACACGGUUCAUGUAUGACAGCUUUGACAACACGUAUCAGGCCACAAUUGGAAUCGACUUCUUGUCAAAAACCAUGUACUUGGAAGAUCGAACGCUUUCUCUUUCUGAACCCCAGGUGAGGUUGCAGCUUUGGGACACAGCUGGACAAGAGCGCUUCAGGAGCCUCAUCCCCAGUUAUAUACGGGACUCCACUGUGGCUGUGGUGGUCUACGACAUCACCAAUGUCAAUUCAUUCCAGCAGACGUCAAAAUGGAUCGAUGACGUGAGAACAGAGAGAGGAAGUGAUGUCAUCAUUAUGCUCGUCGGCAAUAAAACAGACUUGGCAGACAAGAGGCAAAUAACAAUUGAGGAAGGCGAACAGAGAGCUAAAGAACUGAGCGUGAUGUUCAUUGAGACCAGCGCUAAGACGGGUUACAACGUCAAACAGCUGUUUCGACGUGUGGCCGCUGCUCUUCCUGGGAUGGAAAGUAUGCAAGAAACAAGCAAAGAAGGGAUGAUCGACAUCAAGUUGGACAAACCGCAGGAGCCCCAGACCACUGAAGGCGGCUGUUCCUGUUAAUACCCCCACACCCAUCCUGGAGAAAAAAAAAACAUCAUUUGCACCACACGCUUGUUAUGUUGCUUCCUAUCGGUUAACCCGCAGUUGACUUUGCACGCUGAGAAUCUGGCCUCCUCACCUGACUAUCCGUCGUUGGUUGGAACUAGCAAUAUUUGGAUUUGGUUCUAAAGUAGUGUGGUCUACAUUAUUAACGAAACUGCCAAAAUGAAAGUCUAAAAGUUGAUUAAAAAAAAAUAUAUAUAUAUGUGAAAAACAGAUCCCCAAGUUGAAUAUGUGUAAAAAAAAAAAAAAAAUAAUUGCCAGAAGAGGAAGUUCCCCCCGUUUCUUUUUGUAAUUUUGUAUCUUCAGGGAAUUGUCUCUGGAAAGGUUCGAACAAACAGGCGAGCUCUGCGUUUGAGAGCUUGAUGAGGGCAGAUGAUCUUAAAUGCAUUCUUAUGGAUGCCACUGUCGUUAUGGGAAAAUACAGAAAUCCUGGCCCAAUCUUUGCCCCGACACUUAACCACAGCAAACUCACACAUAGCAACUUUACCCCUGUACUAACCGUCUCCAGGCCGUCUAACCAAUCACAGCCCAUAACUCAGCUGGGAUCCAUAAUUUGGCGUUCCAGACGUUACAGGACGAACUGAACAGUCACAGUCUUGAUGCAUGCCUCGUUUUUGAGCAUAGGUACCGUCUUACCCGUGUACACAAGUUUGAAUAUGUAAAUGGUAACAUUACGCCAGGGACUCGAUGCACUCUGACGGCGACUAGUCCAAGUCCUUUUUGUUCAUGAACCUGAUUUGUAUGCUCCUUUUUUUUGUUUUGCUUUUUUUUGUGUGUGUAAAUGUGUGCUUUCUGUAUAGGCAGCAUUGGAGUGAAGUUACAUAGAGGGCCACUGCCAAAACAUUCUCGCCACAUUACGGCACCUUUUUAGGUCAGCGCUCGUUCGCCCCCCACCACCCCCACCACCCUCACACUCACAACAACGUGACAGCCGCCGUUGUAUUGUGUGACAUCUCUGUAUUUGUGAUAGUCUGAAUCAAAGCGCUCGUCCUUGUGUCACGGAGGACGGUGAACACAAAGCUCUCUGUGUGGUGAUCUGUAGACUGUAACGCGGGUUCUGUGAUCCGAGCAGACUUUUAACAUUGUAAAUCUAAUUUGCACAUGUAGACCUUUCAGGUGAAUAUGAAGUUACUGAGAAGCUUCAUUGUAAAUGUACAGUCACUGAAAUCGAUGACAUGUCUGAUUGUCAUAGAAACUGUCGCAUAACGUGUUCCCACGGAGAUGAGGUUUUCUUUGCUGCUUGUGUUUAAACUAACUACUGACGUUGGCGUUAUGCAAUGUUGCAAUGGUGUUUAGAACUUGUCUUUUCUUUUUUCUUUCUUUCUUUUUUUGUUGUUUCAGAGCCAGGUAUCAUAACGUACUGGUGGUGAGGUCAGCCAGUGUUGAGAACACUACUUUGAUUUGACUUGUCUAUGAAGUGAAAUCAUUUCUGCACUUUUUUCAGAACAUGUUUUAGAUUUAGCGUGACAGUGUGAGUCUUAGAAACAUGAUUAAAACAUAAUCUUUAUCUCCACGUCAUUUGGAGUACUGUGUCUUAGAGUAGAGAGUCCAACAUUUAGGAAUAGUUCACCCAUGUUGUCCAAAAAGGGGAGCACUCUUGUGAAAACUAGUGAACGUUUCUAACCCACAUAAUGAGCCAAAUAUGAAUAACAAUAAUAAUAAUAAUAAUGACAACAAUAAUAAUAAUGAUAAUGAUAAGAGACAGAGUUGGAUCAAAUAUCACAGGAGAUCUCGACUGGAACACACUUUCUUUUGGGAGGGUUUGAGAAUGACGGACAAGGUUGCAUUUCAAGUUUGAAUCUCUAGAAUAAAAACAAAAGAAAAGCAUUGUAAUGUAUGAGCCCUCUGUGUUGCUGCCUAUUUAUCUCACAACAGGAAUGUUCUGCUCUCAUUACUGAGCGCACGGCCUUGGAAGGAGAGCGCCUUCUGAAAAAUUGACUCAUGUAUUUUUUAAAUGAGGACAAAACGAUUAAGUAGCUCGAGACACUCCUUUGUAUUUAUUCCCCUUUAAAUUUGAAAGUAGAUUUGCCCCACCUUUGUUUUCCUGAAGGCCCAUUUUAACGUAAACAUUCCCUGGAAAUGGACCAAGUGAUGCAACAAAAGUCUUGUCCGAGGAGGAGGAGGAGGAGGAGGAGGAGGGGGAGGAGGUGGGGGGGUAUGCGUUUUCAGAUUGGGGAGGGGCUACUGUCAUUCCCUGGGUGUGUGUAUGUUCUGUCACAGCUCUGUGCAGCAGACCUGAUCAGUCCAGAGCUGACUCUCCAUCCACACUGUACAGAGAUCUAGCAUGUCUCUCCAAACGAUUAAUAAAGAUGUCUUAUUACCAAA